Manihot esculenta (cassava) is the source of this 1043-nucleotide messenger RNA. RefSeq names its product ER membrane protein complex subunit 8/9 homolog. The coding region runs from base 127 to 735 and encodes 202 amino acids. The record is from RefSeq and is a predicted model, not a curated record. Gene Ontology annotation, cellular component: EMC complex. NCBI's taxonomy places the organism in Eukaryota, Viridiplantae, Streptophyta, Magnoliopsida, Malpighiales, Euphorbiaceae. The transcript has 5 exons.
UUCCCUUUAAAUAAAUGAUAUAUACAUAUGAUACUGCAUCUGCUCUUCUACUCUUGAUUUACAGGCCUGAUUGCUCCUUUCUUGGUUGCCGGCGAGUCUGAAACAAUCGAAAACUGGGAGAAGAAAAUGGGCGGUGGGGAGCUCAAAUACGACAUGUCGCAGAACGCCUACAUAAAGCUAGUGCUCCACGCCCUCAAGCACAAGUCCUCAGCCGUUAACGGCGUUUUAAUUGGUCGAUCCACCGACGACGUCGUCGAGAUUGUCGACUCCGUGCCUCUUUUUCACAACCAUCUCGGCGUACUCCCUCCUCUCGAGAUCUCCCUUAUCAUGAUAGAGGAGUAUUAUAGUGCUCAAGGUCUCGGUAUAGUGGGCUACUUCCAUGCAAAUGAGAGGUUUGAUGAUGGGGAGCUCCUUAAUUUGGCCAAGAAUAUUGCGGAUCACAUUUAUCGCUACUUCCCCCGAGCCGCCAUUCUCUUGUUAGACAACAAAAAGAUUGAAGCAUUACCAAAGGAGAAAGACAGAAGCCCCGUUAUGCAGCUUUAUACAAGGGAUGCAUCAAAGAACUGGAAGCUAACUGGAUCUGAUGGAGGCAGUAGGUUGGUACUCAAGGAGCCAGCAGCAAAUAUUGUGUUGUUAGAUUUUAUUUCAUCCCAGAAGUGGCAGGAUGUGAUAGAUUUUGAUGAUCACCUUGAUGACAUUACCAAGGACUGGCUGAAUCCAGAUCUCUUCAAGUAGUGUUGCCCUUGGAUGCGUAAAUGGUUGCUGUUUCUUCUGGGGCAUCUGGUUUGCCUUUAUGCAACUUGAUGGUGCAGACAUGGAUAGACAAUAGGUUUUGUGGUUUCUUUUUCAGGGCGAAAUUUUGCUAGUAAUGGCUUAACAGAAUAUCCAUUUGUUAAAUUUGAGUUUGUCAGACAAGCUACUCAAUGUCUUUUUUUCAAGGAAACUCCUUUAUUGAAAUUUAUGGCUUUAGAGUGGAAGGACAUGCCAUGCUGAAACAUAAUUUUCUUUGUCGAAUGUUAAGCAACGCAGGCAAUGCUCAUCUC